UGUUAACAAAUAUCCGCAUUCCAUUGCAAGAGUUGGUGUAGAGGCGCCGCCGCUCUCGAGAAGGGUACUUUUGAGAAUGUGAUAAUGGGUGUGAUGCUCCUUAAUUGGUGGUGCUUCGGCAUUCUCCACCCUCUCACUCGCGGCAAUAGCAGCGGCGACAGUAGCCGGUUGGCAUCGCCAGAGCCUCUUUUCUGGUCUCAACAGAUUCCCGCGUUCGACUCCCCCGUCCGCCGAUCCCUCGGAUCAGCCAAGGUUAAUCCACGGGUCCUGUUGAUCUCUGCACGUCAGUCUCAUUGUCCAUCUCCCCCUGAUUACAACAGCACAAUCUUGAAGUCGCUGAGGAACAAGUCCGAUUACUCUCGACGACACGCGAUGGACACGUGGUUCUCUCUGGAGCUGCUUGAAGUCGCCGUUGAUCUUUCCAAUCCCCACAGCUCGGCGCGCAACAAGGUCCUCCUCCUCCUCCACAUCAUGCGCGAUCAGCCUAGCUACGAUUGGUACAUCUGGAUGAACACUGACGUGUUGAUUAUGGACUUGAGCUUCCGCAUUCCUUGGGAGGAGUACCGAGGGUAUAGCCUAGUGACCUGGGGAGAUGCACCUAGUCUCGAUUCCGAGCCGGAUUUCAGCCGCUCCCUCAACACAGGCGUCAUCCUGUUUAGGAAUGAUUUUCAUUCUCGAGAUUUUUUCGACUCGAUGGUGCAGCUGUGGGACAGCUAUACUACCAAUCAGACGGAUCUGCAUUCGAAGAUGAAGGGGGUAAUAGCGGGUAUGCCUGAUUUCGUGUGCGAUCAGGGAACAGCCCUCUACCUCCUAGUGACGCAGAAAGAGCGGUGGAUUCCCCACGUGUACGUGGAGGAGAGAUAUCUCAUCAACCAGGACUGGCAUCCAUCCCUCGACGAUUUGGACAAUUUUCUAGAGCCUGGUACGCGGAGAGGAGAUGGGACCACUCCCCCUUUCAUGGUGCGGUUCCGUGAUUGCUUCGCAUCAUGCCUCAAGAACUCGACGCGGAAAGUCACUGUCACUAUGGACUUCAAAGCGUGCCAGAAGAGGCAUGAGAGAGCGUUCAUCUUCGCCGAGAAUCAGGUCUUCGUCUCGUCUGUGAUCCGGACUUUAGCUUCCAUAAGAGUCGACGAGUUGUCGUCAUCUCGAGUGGGGAAGAAGAAGAAGAAGAAGAAGAAGAAGAAGAAGAAGAAGAAGAAGGAGAAGAAGCAGCAGCAGCAGCAGAAGAAGAAGAAGAAUGUAGAAGGAGGAGGAGGAGGAGGAGGAGGAGGAGGAGUAAGGGGGAAGAAGAAGAAGAAGUAGAAGAAGAAGAAGAAGAAGCUCCAUCGCUCGAUCAUCUGCGAGAUGUGGUGUAUGUGUGCCUCCCUAGGAGGCUAGGAGUUAGAAUGCCAACUUAUCGACGGCUUUUUUAGGUAAACAGCUUUUUUUUCCUCUUGUUCUCUCAGAUCCAGAGCAUUUUAGGUAACGCUGUGGUGAUGAAAUUGUAAUUUAAAUUUCUUUUCUUUUUUAGCCGGCUUACAGACACAAAGUUUUAUUACCGUCAAAUGUGAAGAACUGUUAGCGAGACCUACUUGAGGCUCAGACGCAGGCAGCGGGCAGCGUCGAGGUCCCGCUCCACCGGAUUA
Molecule: messenger RNA, 1625 nt
Organism: Chara braunii
Lineage: Eukaryota; Viridiplantae; Streptophyta; Charophyceae; Charales; Characeae
Source: the annotation of a GenBank genome assembly